Colletotrichum karsti is the source of this 1008-nucleotide messenger RNA. RefSeq names its product bax Inhibitor family protein. The record is from RefSeq and is a predicted model, not a curated record. The coding region runs from base 1 to 1008 and encodes 335 amino acids. The transcript is spliced from 2 exons. Gene Ontology annotation, cellular component: mitochondrial inner membrane. Lineage: Eukaryota; Fungi; Ascomycota; Sordariomycetes; Glomerellales; Glomerellaceae.
AUGUCCUUCAGCAUCACCCUCCGCCAAGCGCCCACGCGCCUGGCGCAACGCAUCCCCCAGCUCACCCGAAGCUUCCACAACGGCGCCCGCACAACACCAAAGACGACGACCACGACGGCCUUCUUCACCGCGCGCAACAAUGCCUUCCGCAACGCCUCCUCCAAGAGGUUCUACAUGCAGCAGGCCACGCCCUACCAGGGCCAGCAGGGCCAGGGCUCGACGCUGCGCCGCCUCGCCGUCGGCGGCGCCAUCUUCGGCGGCACCCUCGUCGCCAUCAACGUCGUCUUCAACCGCGAAACCAGGACCGACGGCGGCAUGCCCGCCUACGAGCGCGAGUACCUCAACGACACCUUCCUCCACACCGGUCUGGGUGUGGGCAUCAUCGCCCUGACGGCCAGGCAGAUGGUCCAGAGCGGGUUCGUGUACCGCCUCAUGGUCACCAACCCGUGGGUCGUCGGUAUCGGUGGUCUGGCGCUGAGCUUCGGCACCAUGUACGGCACCCGCGCCAUUUCUCCUGACAACUACAUCCCCAAGUACGCCCUCUGGACGGCCUUCAACGCGACCCAGGCCGCCAUGAUCGCGCCCCUGCUCACGAUGGUCCCCGGCGCCCUCCUCGCCCGCGCCGGCCUCUACACCGUCGCCAUGAUGGGCUCCCUCUCCAUCGUCGGCGCCACCGCCAAGCAGGACAAGUACCUCUACAUCGGCGGCCCGCUCCUCGCCGGCCUCGGCGUCGUCAUCGCCUCCAGCUUCGCGCCCAUGCUCCUCCCCGUCACCGCCGUCCGCACCCUCGCCCUGACGGAGAGCAUCUCGCUCUACGGCGGCCUCGCCGUCUUCGGCGGCUUCACGCUCUACGACGUCCAGAAGAUCCUGCACCACGCCCGCCUCGCCGAGCGCGGCGUCAUCCGCAAGGACGCCGUCAACGAGAGCAUCGCGCUCGAGCUGGACUUCAUCAACAUCUUUGUGCGGAUGGUGCAGAUCCUGAUGAUGCAGAACAACCGUCGUAAGUAG